AUGACAAGACAACAGAUUCACGACUCGUUUGCCGAUCGGAUACUAACAAAGAGUACGUAUGACUUCAUAGUCGUGGGCGCCGGCAGUGCGGGUGCUAUAGUUGCCUGUCGUUUGGCCAACAAAUACGGCAAUAAUAUACUGCUAUUAGAGGCGGGUGGGGCUCAGGACGCCGUACUGACAGACAUUCCCGGUAUGUUUGUCUACAGUUCUAAGGACUCGAGCCGUUUCUGGCAUUAUGUUAAUCAACCGCAACCAGAGGUCGGGCAGGCGUUUUUCAAUCGCCAGGUGACUGAAUCUAUGGGUCGGGUAUUGGGCGGCGGAUCCACAAUGAAUCGCAUGAUUUACAAUAGGGGUAAUCAUAAGUAUUACGACAGUAUUGUCAGUGAUUUCGGUGCCAACGGUUGGAGUUAUGCCGAAGUGUUGCCGUAUUUCAAGCUCUCGGAAAACAAUACCGACCCUAACGUCAGUUCCGUAUAUCACGGCCGCAACGGACCGGUAGGGGUGUCGUCACCGGACAUAAUAGACCCUAUGUUAUUAGCCUGGCAAAAGGCGAUAAUUGAACAAGGUUUUCCCAUUGUAGACAUCAAUGGGCGGACACAAUAUGGCACAAAUAACAGCAAAGGAUGGUCUGAGACAAUCUACAGCCAACUCAUACUUAGAAAUGUCAAACAUAUGCCCCGAUUUAAAUAUAGUAUCAGGGUCGUAUGUGACCAAGGUCCAAUGGCUUACGGCGUAGAGAUGACAAUGGGAUACAAACACUAUACUAUUGAAGCUAAACAAGAAGUUAUAGUGUCUGCUGGUACGUAUGGUUCGGCACACUUAUUACAAUUGUCUGGUAUCGGCCCCCGAGAGCUGCUAAACACUGUGGGCGUAGGGCCCGUAUGGGCUGACCUGCCUGUGGGUCAACAUUUGCAAAACCAUAUUGGCUUCGCUAUACCGAUGCUCAUCGUUAACGCGAGCGCAGUAUUGCCGGCACCGCAGCUCAAUGUGCAACAAAUGUACCAGGCACUAUUUGGCCAACACACCGGUCCCUUAGCCUCUCAGAAUAUCGCUUACCUGUUGUUCAACUCGAGCGUAAAUUCCGACUGGACUUACCCAGAUAUAAUGAAUGAAGUGACCUUGGUCACUCAGCACGGACUGGGCUCAGUGAACGGCGCGCCCAUUGGCGAGCAGCGCAAAUCUGAAUGGGAUAGUUAUUUUGAGCACCUGUCGUAUAACAAUUUUUUGGAAGUGAGCCCGGUUCUAUUGCGGCCAAAAAGUGUCGGCUCCGUGUGGAUAAACACGACCGACCCGUACGCUCUGCCCGUUAUAAAUAACAACUAUCUGAAACACCCGGACGACAGACGGGCUCUAUUGGACGCCAUUUCGUACGCCUAUUAUGUCAUUGAAGAGACAUCUGUCCGUCAGUACGCGUACGUCAACCCGCAGCCAAUGCCCGGCUGUCGGUACUGCCCGACUGGACCCGUAUGGCAGUGCCAGUCGUAUCACAAU
Molecule: messenger RNA, 1491 nt
Organism: Medioppia subpectinata
Lineage: Eukaryota; Metazoa; Arthropoda; Arachnida; Sarcoptiformes; Oppiidae
Source: the annotation of a GenBank genome assembly